Messenger RNA from Menidia menidia (Atlantic silverside), 1515 nucleotides. The record is from the annotation of a GenBank genome assembly. NCBI's taxonomy places the organism in Eukaryota, Metazoa, Chordata, Actinopteri, Atheriniformes, Atherinopsidae.
AUGAACAUACUGCUGGUCCUGGGCCUCCUGCAUCUGCUGCCCGUUCCUGCUUUAACCCUGACACGCCCCGUCAAUGACUACUGGGGGGAGUUUGGGGCCUAUGGGCCUUGUAGUCGUACCUGUGGAACAGGGGUGGCAAUGAGAACACGGAAAUGUAUUACCUCAAGGACAGAUGGAGGACAUAACUGUGAAGGAUCCUCUAAGUCUUACCGCACCUGUAACACACAUGAAUGCCCUGUUGGAUCAAGGGAUUUCAGAGAAGAUCAGUGCUCUGAGUUUGAUGGAAUGGAAUUUCAACGAAAACGUCACUCCUGGGUGCCGUACUAUGGAGCAUCCAACCCAUGUGAGCUGAACUGUGUACCAAGGGGACAAAAUUUCUUCUACCGGCACAGACCUAAAGUGGUGGAUGGGACUCCAUGCUAUGUGGGACGCACUGAUAUUUGUGUGGAUGGCAUCUGUAGGGUAUUGACCCAUGGGGAGUUUAUGGGUAUAGAUAAUGAUACAAACUCCGUCCACUCCAGUACUCCUGUUGCUGUUGCUCCUCAUCCAAGAGACACAUUCACGUACAUCUACAGGGCUGGUGUCUACGGUGAGUGCUCUGCUACCUGCAAUGGAGGAAUGCAGUAUCGCAGUGUGGAGUGUUUGGUUCAGGACCCAUCGAACCCCCGAGUGGUGGACGAGUCUUACUGCAUCACCCAGCGUCUGCCCAGGCCAGCCAGUCAGCAAGCCUGCAACACACAUCCCUGCACAGCAGAGUACAGUGUCUCCAGCUUCAGUGUGUGUUCAGCAACUUGUGGGGAAGGACAGCAGACAAGGGAGGUGUUCUGUGUGGGACCAAAUGGAGAGCACAUGCCUGACCAUGCCUGUAGAGGUUUGGCACGACCUCCUUCUGUGCAGGCCUGCCGCCGACCUGCCUGUCACUUACACAUAACCUGGCACGUGACGGAGUAUGGACUUUGCUCCAGAAGCUGUGGUGGUGGUUCAAGGGCAGAAACACGUGAUCUCUACCCUCCUGUAACGGGUCCUCACUGUGCACAGUCACUGUUUGGAUGCUGUCCUGACAGCCAUACCCCUGCAUCUGGGCCCAGAGGCCAGGGCUGCACAGAAGAAGACUGUGUCCGCAGCAGGUAUGGCUGUUGUUCGGAUGGAGUGACACCAGCUCAAGGAACAGGAAGGUCUGGAUGCCCCGAAUAUCAGACUGUGCAACACCCAUCAUCCUCUGCACAUUCAUCCACUGGUGCUGUGUGCUCUCUGCCUCGGGAUGAGGGUCCUUGUGAUACCUGGACUGUGAGGUUCACCUAUGACUCUCGCAUGGGAAAAUGCACAGAGUUCUGGUACGGAGGCUGCCAUGGUAAUGCCAAUAACUUCAUGUCCCUGGAAGCCUGCCAGCGAGAAUGUGGGGGUGUGAGGAGGGAGCCUGCAUCCACACCUCGUAGAGAGAGCUCAGUCAGAGGGUCACUCGGUGGCAUUGCGAGAGCAAGGGCCCAACGAUCCCGUGCCCAGCGCAGAGCAUAA